Amoebophrya sp. A25 is the source of this 7023-nucleotide messenger RNA. NCBI's taxonomy places the organism in Eukaryota, Dinophyceae, Syndiniales, Amoebophryaceae. The record is from the annotation of a GenBank genome assembly.
CAUGAUCCAAUAAAACAAUUAGAAAUUAAUAUAGGUUUUUCACCUGUCCGACGCCUGCCCUCUCACUUUACUUUUUGGGUUGUUAGGAAUAUAUUUUUUUCUAGAUGAAUCUGAGCUCACAAAUAUGUUGUGACUUACAUAUAAUUUGACUGUCAGGGAAAUCUUAGGCAGACUGCCGAAUAGAUUCGCAUCGUCGUACGUAAUUUGGCUGGAAAACUCGUCGCCGCCGUAUUAGCCCUUCCGUUGCAUUUUUUUGUCGUUUUGGUCCUUUCCACUGGUGGUAAUGCGUGCAUGCGCGCAUAGUGCUUCCGAGCGUUGAAUUGAUGUUGAGUCCAUCAAUGCGCCAUUGCCCUUGUUGAAGCCAUCAAGCGAGGGCAACCAAGAUGGCAGCGGCUGGGGAGGAGGAGGACAGCUACUUCGCGCGGCUGCUUCUUUCCGUCGAUCCGAUAGCCGAAGCGCUGGGUGCAGAUCCAUACCCGGAAGGCUUUGCGGAGCUUACACUCAGGAAGAAGGUAUGAUGAAUGACAAAUUGAAAGUUUGAUAUUACCGAAGUAGUAUUUAUUAAUUUUUUCAUGGACUAGCUUGUUUGUUACUCUAUUUCGUUAACAUGAGGGUGCUGCUUUUCCUAUAAUCCCACAGCCCAUUCUCGUGUGGGAGUAUGAUUUGAGCAAAUCUGUUGUAGUUCGGUACUCUUUGCUUUCAUUUAUUUUCAUUCUUUUUCACUCUCCCAGAUGUGGGUAACCGCUCGAAACUUGAUGAUCUGGCUCAUCGUUAGCCUUCUGUACCUGUCGGCAUUGAUCGUUGCGGUCGCAUUUUUUUUGCCGGCGAAUAUUGCAGCGCAUGCUGGUACUGAAUUGUGCUACUGGAUGGCGAGGUUUUUCGUUGGCGAAAAGAAUGUAUGGAAGGUCAACGACGCCAACAUUAGCACCGCCUGGAUGACGCUGGGAACGUCGCUCACGGGCAUUUUAGGGUACAACUAUUGGUGAUUGAAGACUCAAUUUAUUACCGCGAAAGGAAGUAAGAGGCGUUGGUCCAAAGUACAGAGACAACCUCCUUCUCUCGGGCUAGGAAAAUAUUUUCAUGGCUACCUUCUUCGUGGAAAACUGACCACAGCUAGUCCUCUUUUUAAGCUUAAGAUAUUUUCAAUACGCCCCUGACCACUAUAGGUAUUGUGCGCACGGGAUGCUGACAGAGCGCGUCAUCUGCUAUAUCUUGGCACUAGCUUCAAUGUUCCAGCUUGGCAAGAUGGUUUUCUUCACGCAGGUACUCCGUGUAGAUAGCGUGGAAAAGCAUCCUAGCCUAUAUAACAUCCACCUUACUGCGGACGGCUUGUUCGAACACUUAGUAGCACUCCAAGAGUACACCUUGAUGAUAUUUCUGUUUCGGAUUACCGAUCUCGAUAUGACCAGUCGACUUUAUUUCGGAACCCUGUCGAUGAUGCCCAGAGACGAGUUUCGCGCCGACGCUUUAACUGACGACACAGUCGCAUUACUACUUAUUGCCUUCUUCGCGUCCUUCCUCGCUCUCGAGGUAUUCGGACGAAGAUACUCCCUCUACGAAAGCGAUCAACUGGUACUAUAAUUUUUCAGGUGUUAGAGCAGUGACACAUUGUAAGUACCUUAUUUUCAAUUGUCCUGUAUAGGACAACAUGAUGUUAAGUUUUUUUCCUUGUUUUGUAAUUCUUCAUCGAAGAAUUUCAGCCUUGUUCAAUGUCCUUUCUCAGAUAUGGAAUUUUCCGCAUGAAGUGAUCGAUGCUGAAAGGGAGUACUACUCGAUUACUGGGCGUCAGUGCUAUCAUCUGCAAAUGCAUGAUGAGGACUGUGUUAUCUGUCUAGAUUCGCUCUCGCAGAAGGUGUCCUUUGUCGAUCCUGGAGAGGAACGCAUGAAUUUCAGUAUGAACCGGCUGCGACCUCAUUGGACCCCUGCUAGCCUCCGCGCGCGAAAGGUGGAGCACGCAGGCGCGAUCGUCGGGCGAGCCGCGCUGAUGAAUGAACAACAAGGGAUAGCCGGAAAUAAUGACUCCUGGGGAGAUGAGCCAGCAGAUCGCGAGGCAGCUGCCCAACGCACAUCGCCUCGACUGCGAUGGCUGGGUGGCGGUCUAGGCGGGAUCGGAAUUGCAGAAGCGGAGGAAUUUAACUCGGAGAACGAAGAUCCAGAUUCCGUCAUACAAGAGUUCGUGAACAGUUCUACCCCUAGUCUAAGUACCGCGGUCCUCUCGCGGCUCCCGUGGAAUUAUUACCUUGGAAGUGGCGGGCGACCGAGAUGUCGGCAGCCCACGUGUGAGAGGCCUUCCUGCGGUGCGUCCGGUGCGACGGAUGCUGAAGAAUUCGAUGACGAUGCUGACGUCAUCGCUGACAGUUCUAGAAGACCCGACCGCUUCACGGGGCAGAAUUUUGGUCGCGGCGUGAGCGGUGUAGAUACUGCGGAAGAUGACGAGGCCGCAGGCCGAGUGUCUGGAGAGACAGACGCAAUGAGGCCGAGUUACUUUGCUGUGCUGUUGCGUCUCGUUGCAGACGGUCUUCGCUUCCGGUACCCCUUUUUUUGGCGGCCGAAUGCUAGGCCAACUGGGCUAGUGCGAUGUCCGACUAGAGCACAAGAACCUGCUGCGCAACACGGACCAGAAGCGGGGUUUCCUUCGGUAGGCGAACACGCGGAAAAGCUUCUGACGGACGACUUUUCCAUUGGUGGGGUGCCGACGCAAGACCAGUCGCCAAGAUCGCUGUCAUCUUCGGCACCUGCGCAGCGUCUCUUUUCGAACUACGAUUUUCCAGCAGUACGAAACGUGUCUCGAUUGGAGCUGCAGGGGCUUCCAGGCGAUGAAGGUGCUAGCGACAGUUACAUGGCGGACGGGGGAAGAGCGGCGGCCACGUCGGCGUGGUCAUCCUUCUGGCGUCGUCGCUUUGGGGUAACCAUCGACGAUACACAGGAUCCGAGCUUCGUGGAUCUUUCAGUAGAUGCGCAGUCCGUCACUUUUGGCUUUGGCCGUGUAGAGCUCGCGAUCACACGCGCAACAGUGGCACCACCUCCAGCGAACGGAACGCAAGGUGGCGGCGCAGGUGCAGGCGGCUCAUCAGGUCAGAUAUCAAACAGCACCCCCGUGUCGAAUGCUGCUGCCCCCGGGAGGUUACGGGGGAGAACGGCAUCACCACCCGCGCCUAAUGCCCGCAACACGAAUGUAGGGCCCGCGGCGUCCCCUAGCAGCACUGUGGGCCGAAUGGCUGGCACUCCUCCUGGCGGGGGCCAUCAAGGCGGCUCUUCCUUGCCGGAACAAACCGGCGGCGCUCGGCGUUCCGCUGGAUCCGGAGGGCGGCGAGGCAGUCCUGACGCGCGGCAAGCCACUGACGUUGUGCAGUAUUCUCUACCAUUAGAUUGGGCAGAACAGAGCUUAUACGGUUCAGCCAGCGCGAUUGCACGGGGACUCCGCUCUCGAGGUGGUAACCUGUUUAGAAGUCGCGGGUCUGCGGCUGGUUCUGGGAUGGAUCACCAGUUUAAUGGCGCCCCCUCCGUAGGAGCCACGCCUCCACGUGGCACAACAAACAGGUCGCGCGACAGCUCGCCGCCACCUUCUGCUUCCCCACGCGGAGAGGGAGGAUUCCAGAUGGAACGGCACUCGGAGAAGAAUGUUCGGCUCACAUGCGGCCACGUCUUUCAUAAGGUUUGUCUUUCCAGGUGGAUUGCGCAGUGCCGUAGUGAGACGAGUUUGAGUGCGCUCUUCGUGUCUGGUGGCGGGCUCACCGCAACCUGCCCUACGUGUCGGCGCAGACUUUCGUGGAGCGACAUAAGUAUGGAGACGGUUGAUAAUCUUCUAGGGUCCGCGUACCUGUUUUUGCUAGGGCUGAUGUUUGUGUUUCCCUGCUGGUAUGUGACGCUUCGGGUUGGUUCCAUCGCAUUCGCGCUUUUCGCGCAAAUAUUUGAGAACAUUCUGAUCAUUCUCGUGAGCCAGGGUGCGCCGCCAGCCGUUUUUUCCACCUUCGUCCUCCAGAAUGCUGCCACCACGGUGGUUGCGGGAACCAAUACGCUCGUUUUGGCGUCCUCGCAUGUGAGGACAAGCGGGUCUUUUUUCGCUACGCAUGCUUUGCCCUUGACUUUGUAUGCGGAGCUGAAUGCUCGGACGGACGCAGUUCGUGCUUUCAUCAGCACUGCGGCAGUAGCUGUGACCGCAUUCGAUUUCACUACGGUAAGCAGGGAGUGGGAGCGGCUGCGCACAGUCUUUUUCGACCCGCCGAAAACAGCCGACGAGGUGGAGGCUGCGAGAUCUGAAAGUUCAGAUGGCGUGGAAACAGAGAUCCGGGAAAGAGGGAGUGAGUUAUCAACUUCAUCUUCUGGCAGUGAUGACAGCCUUCCCGAUUCUGACGCGCGACGAGAAACUAUAGAUAAAAACGGGGAAGGUUUUGACCAGGAGAUUGCGACUUCUAGCAACAGUAAUGAGCAAGCACAGAAAACAUCAGCUGCCUCAGCAAUAUCAUCUGCUGCAAAAUCGAAUGCGGCCCGUUCGAUUGAAGCCGCCGCGGCAAGGCGAAGGCACUUGGGAAAUCAGCUAGCCGGGCUGGGCCCCGUUGGACUGGAGCACGAUCUGCGGAUCGACGUGCAAACAGGAAUGUCGGACGCUUUGCGGCAACGUGAGGAGUUUAUGAAGGAAGGCGAAGACCGACUCUUGAGCGAGUUAACUCAGCGCUUCGAAGAUUCUGCCGAAUUCGUAGACGAGAGCCUCAGAAACAGCGGUCGCCUUGACUGGUUGAAGCGCAACUUUUGGCAGUCCGAUCAUAUUCAGCUGUCGAAGAGCCACGAGACCAAGGCAGGGUUAAACAAGGUCGGAGAGACGCAAGUCGUGCUGGAGUUUCAUGCGAAACAGUUAGGCUGGCUCAUGCCCAGCAACGCAACAAAAGCAGCCGAUGCAGCGAAGAGAGCAGCCGCUGUCGGGGUCGUGGCGCGUGGUGCGUCUCCUGUGGCGAGCAGUGGAGAAACGGCAAAUGCCAAGAGCGCGACAACAUCAAACGAGGAUGGCAGCAAGAGCAGCAAGAAUGAGAGGGAAGAUGGACGAUCUACCGCAAAUUCUCCUGCUCUGUCAUCACCGCAAGACGAGAAACCGGAAGAUGCCGAAUCUUCGUACGAGGGUUUGUGGUUCGGAUCCAAGCGACGCGUGCUGCGCGCGGUUUUUGGUCGGUACUGGACCAAUCUCUACGCGCUGGUACGAAGUGUCAUGCGGAACCUGUCGUACUGUCGCGUCUUUGUCACGUCAUUGUUUCGGUAUUCUUUCUUGCGAGAGGAAGCGGUAGUUACAGAUCUAGUAGAUGGCGCAGGCCUCAGCAUAUCAAAUGCAACAGCGCUUGGUGGAGAUAGUGCAGCUUUAAGUCAGAGAGGAGGUGAACAGUCAUCAUCUUCCGCUUCUGCUACCUCCACGACAACAACGACGGCAGCGUCAGCGCCGAAGGGAUCCGCUGCCGAGCUCGAGGAACAAGUUGACCUACGAGGCAAACGAGCGAUGGAUGUGCUGAAGAAAAUUCUAGGUGAUAGCCAAUUACGAGAGGCUUCGCAGAGUCUUAUUCGCGCGCACAUUAGUGGCGGAGACACAGCGGUUCUUUCUUUCAGUUUCCCUAUUCCCGCCCUCAAGGGCUCCAAGCCUUCUCAGAGUAAGAGCCUAUCGUCUACUUCCACCGGUUCUCUCGACGCCGACCUAGAACGGAGAGAAAGAAACGGUGAAUUCACGCGGUACGAGCAGGAAAAGAAGGACGAGGCGGUCGCGCAAGCGAUGCUCAACGCACUAGACAAGUUUGCAGGGCAAGACUACGUCAUGGCCAGCGGAAGCCGCGUUCUGCGCCUGCAUUCGGGGGCACGAGAGCGUCUCGAAGGUCUCCAGGGAGCCUUCCAGCGCAUUCUAGCUUGCGACAGCCCUCGUCUAGAGCAAACGGUCUUAGUGUCAAUAGCGCUGCCGAACGGCAAAGAAAGACUGCUACAAUGCGUCAAGGAAGGGCACGAGGAGGAACAAGGGGGAAAAGGGACUCCGGUGCCGCCGGCGUUGGCAGGAGAAGGAGCUGCAGCAUCCGGAGUAGAUUCAACGGUAGUAUCCCGACCAGUGCAAUUGCGGGAAAUAGAUCAGGAAGGCGCAAUUGUAACGGCCAUUGCACCUGCACUUCCCGCUUUGGACGGAAUUUUUGACACCAGUCUGAGAGCUGUGCCAGGAGCGGGCGGAAAGACCCUGAAGGAGCAAGAGGAGCGGUUUCUAGGCGCGCUGCUGUUUAGUGCUGACCUGGACCUGGCUGUUUUCGCACAGCAGGCAUCGGUACUGCUUUUGGGGACCCCCUUUGAAGUUUCCUCUUUUUCAUCGGCAGAACCAAGAAUAUCGAAGAGUGACUCGAGUGCGCAAGCCUUGAUGGCACUGCAAGCGCUGGUAAACGAUGAGGAAGCGGACAUAGCCUCUAGUAGUGACGCAGCAUCGGGUUGGAACAAAGUUUCACUCCUAAUUGCGCUCGUGAAUACGGCGCGCGCGCAAGCGCAAGCAGCAGAAGGCGUCUACGAUCCCGGCGUCGUGAAUCAAGUCACCAACUUCGUAGAACAGCUAAUCAUGGAGGAAACUACAGCCCCUGCCAGCAGACUUUCCACUAGCUGGACUGAGUUGCUUGGUCCAUAGUCAACUCUAGAGAUCAAUGAGAUGGAGUUUUAUGGGCGAUCUCUCGCGCUUCUCAGAAACUACUUGACAGAAAGCUGCUUCGAUCGCCAAAGAAGCAGCGCCUCGUGCCGUAUAUUUUUUGACGUAAGUACCAUUUCCGAAUUUAUCGUAGAUUUUCCACUAGUAUUUUCCACCGAUUAUUUUUCUAGACUCUGUAAGGUGGUACCAAACGUACCACCGACCUUGGAUUAUCACUCAAAGACCUUCAUUCUGUGGUGAAUCUUUAUCACGCAUAAUUCGGCUGAGCCCGCGUCUUUCCCCAAUGAGUCGCUCUCUUAAUCAACGCGAGGACAAAAAAACCAGCACUAGUAUCGUGCGCGAGACGCGACCAAUAAGAGUCGUGAUCUUCUCUUCAU